Messenger RNA from Oncorhynchus nerka (sockeye salmon), 5442 nucleotides. Its product is annotated as gamma-aminobutyric acid receptor subunit alpha-6-like. Bases 247 to 1926 code for a protein of 559 amino acids. Gene Ontology annotation, cellular component: plasma membrane; GABA-A receptor complex; postsynapse. Gene Ontology annotation, biological process: gamma-aminobutyric acid signaling pathway; synaptic transmission, GABAergic; signal transduction. The transcript is spliced from 9 exons. Gene Ontology annotation, molecular function: GABA-A receptor activity; inhibitory extracellular ligand-gated monoatomic ion channel activity; GABA-gated chloride ion channel activity. The record is from RefSeq and is a predicted model, not a curated record. Lineage: Eukaryota; Metazoa; Chordata; Actinopteri; Salmoniformes; Salmonidae.
UUGGGGUGGAUGCCAACAACUGAGAGAAUAUUGUUUUUGGUUUAGUCAUCGGGCGACAGCAUGAAAGGUGCACGCGUUCAGAUGCUCAGCUGACCCUGGCUUUUUCCCCCCCCCUUGGCGAUAGCGGGAGAUGCUGCUGGAGUUGCUUUGGCGCCAUUCCGCUCUCUCUGUCUUUAAUCUUUCCAUGUUGGGACAAUACAUUUAGCGAAUGGAGAUGUGAAGAGGCUUAAAGUAUGGCAUGCAAAGAUGGUUUCUGCCAAGAAGGAGAUGGUAACUGCGAUGUACCCCAGUUACAUUUCGACUCUCUUCUACUUUUUCUGCUUGAUUGCUUGUGUAAAGAGAAUCUCUGGAACGAUAAAAAAGGAUGACAGAAUAUAUCCCGAGAAUUUCACACGCAUUUUAGACAGACUCCUGGACGGGUAUGACAACAGACUGCGACCUGGAUUUGGGGGUCCGGUGACAGAGGUGAAAACAGACAUUUAUGUGACAAGUUUCGGGCCUGUCUCUGAUGUUGAAAUGGAGUACACCAUGGACGUGUUCUUCAGACAGACAUGGGUCGACAGGAGGCUGAGGUAUGAGGGUCCUAUUGAGAUCCUCCGACUCAACAACAUGAUGGUCGCCAAUGUGUGGACUCCUGACACCUUCUUCAGGAAUGGCAAGAAGUCUGUGGCACACAACAUGACUGCCCCCAACAGGUUGUUCCGCAUCAUGAAGAACGGCACGAUUCUUUACACCAUGAGGUUGACUAUCAGUGCAGAGUGUCCCAUGAAGCUUGUGGACUUCCCCAUGGAUGGUCAUGCAUGCCCUCUCAAGUUUGGAAGCUAUGCAUACCCUAAAACAGAGAUGAUUUAUACCUGGACCAAAGGACCACAGUAUUCAGUGGAGGUUCCCCCAGAAUCAUCCAGCCUAGUGCAGUAUGAUCUCAUUGGCCACACUGUCAGCAGUGAGGAGGUCAAGUCAAUCACAGGUGAAUACGUGGUGAUGACAGUUCACUUCCACUUGAAGCGGAAAAUGGGCUACUUCAUGAUUCAGACGUAUAUCCCCUGCAUCAUGACAGUAAUCCUCUCCCAAGUGUCCUUCUGGAUAAAUAAAGAAUCGGUCCCGGCUCGAACAGUCUUCGGCAUCACCACGGUCCUGACCAUGACCACGUUAAGCAUCAGCGCGCGCCACUCCCUCCCCAAAGUCUCCUACGCCACCGCCAUGGACUGGUUCAUUGCCGUGUGCUUCGCCUUUGUCUUCUCCGCACUCAUCGAGUUCGCUGCCGUCAACUACUUCACCAAUGCAGAGAUGGAGAGACUGAAAAGGAAGCCGCCAAAAUGCCCGCCGGCGCCCCAAACAACCCCAGUGAAAGUGAAGGAUAUGGAGGAAGUUCUGCAGCAUAACCCUGACACCAAUGGUAACCUGCGGAAACGGAUGAACUAUAUGUCCCAGCAAGAUGGCCAGAAAGCCGAGUCAAACAGCACAACAGCGGCAAGAGGGGUAACCAGGAAACAACCCCAGUCUGGCCAAUCAUCUUCAUCCAAAGGGGCAACUGGCGGCGCCAUCAUCCUACCACACUCCAGCCCCGGCCCCGCCAGCCAACCCAACACUUCCUCCUUGACCCUGUCUGCCAUGAACACGCCCCUGGCUCCACCCACAACUGAAAAAGCAAUGACAAUACUAGCCAACCAGAGCCAGCCCACCGCUGACUCCUCGCUCCGGGACCUUCUAGGACCCAGACUGGAGCACAUUCAGCUGAUGGGCAAAAAUGAGCCCAAGCAGUCGCCAUGCUCCCAGCCGACCACCGCCAGUAUGGGUGGGACCAGUAAAAUCGACAAGUAUGCCCGCAUCCUGUUCCCGGUGUCCUUUGGCGCAUUCAACAUGGUGUACUGGGUGGUUUACUUGUCAAAAGAUACCAUGGAGGCCAAAUUUAGAGGCCAAAUCUAGUUUCUAGCUCCUCUUGGGGUCAUUUUGGGAAUCCCUUUCUCCAAAAUGUCAAAUGACAGGAGAAAAAGAGCUUUGGAGACAUGGGAGAUUAAAUCAUUUUUCAACUAACAAGGAAACCAAAUAUGCUGGACAAGAGCCUCAAAAGAUUACACCCAGGAAUACGAAUCUCUGCACAUCUGUUUGUUUAAUUUCCGAGAGGUCUUCUGAGAAUGAGCAUGGUAAAAAACAAACAUAAAACCAUUUUAAAAAAAUGUCUGAUUCAAACAAAUAUCACAACUAUGGCCAUAUCCAAUAUGCAAUACAGUAACGGUUUGAUGGAUUGGUUAGUUGUCUUAAUGUUAGUGAGUACAGUAACACCUGAUCUUAGCGUAAACAGCUAAUAGGUCCCUCUAGUCUUGGCAGGCAUUGCUCCAAUGACAAAGGACAAGGACAAUAUCACUGAAGACGAGCUGGUCACACAAGUCGCAAGGUGUCGAGCAUAUGAACAAGAAGAUUUUGGGUGUACUUUCUCCCUUAUUGAUGACCAGAUGUAAAUGACUGGGUAUGUUGUCAUUUGUUCUGGUAUCAAAAGUAGAUACACUUUUGUCCACUCAAGUCUAAUUUGCGCUCCCAAGUCUGUGCAGCAAACCUCGACCAAGCUUUGUUAAAUAGCAUAGAAUGAGGAUACCAAAUACCAUAGGUGCUGGCCUAUUUACUUCACUCAGUACCCUACAAACAACAUUUCCAGGGGGUAAUGUUCAUCUAAGCCCCAUUAGUUCCCUCCAAAAACAUUCUAGGAAGUCUUUGUUUGAACGGUCAACUAUGAAACGAUGAGCGUUUUUUUUUUUUACAUGGUCAGUUUCUGGAACAUUGUGUACUAAUGUAUUCAGUCAAUAUUCUUCAUUCAUGUUAACUUACAAAGGAACAUAUUGUAGGAACCCUUUGGUUUGGGAACGUUUCCUCUGAGUUCGGGAGUGUUUAUUUGUGAGCAAAUGUGGGGCCUGAUUCAUACGGUUUUGUCCGCUACCUGUUAUUGUUAUUGUGCAUCAUGUGUGCAGAGGAAGAGUCAUUCCCCAUAACCAAAUUCCUACUAUUAAUGUAGAAUGCCGUGCACUACCAUGAGUCCAUCGGGACACGCCCAGAAGUUCUGUUGGUUACCCACAGGGCGAACGACGUCAUUUCAACAUGGAAAUGUUGGUAGUAUUUGGUUGAGACGUUGAUCAAUAAGAUUUCAACCUUUAUUCACCCACUCAAAAAGAAAGCCAUGAGUUUGUUGAAUUCCCAAUGUGUUAUCACUAUGCUUUUAAAUCAUCUAAAAGCACAACCAAAUUCCAAUGGGAAAAACCAUGUCGGAUUUUUGGUUUAGUUGUCAUCUAAAUGUGUUAUUAGUGCACGUUCAGCCAUUUAAAAAGCAGAACAAAGUUCAAAUGGAAAUACAAUGGUAGAUGUUGUAUUUAUACAAGAACUUCAUGUGUUAUCACUGUGCUUCAUCUAAUAGCAGAACCAAAUGACCUGGGUUGCAGUUGAGAUGACAUUAGAAGUACAUGAUGCAGAUGAUGCUGGUUGAGAUUCUGCGCAGAUUAUUAUAGCAAUUGUGAAGAUCUCCACAGACCAGCGACAUUUGCACGCUGUCUUGAACAUGCACGCUUUCUAUGAUCACAGAAGACAUUUAGUAACAGUAACCUCAAUGUGGUCAUAGAUGUGUUACUCAUAUUAGGUUAAACAAAUACGGUUACAUUAGUUUGUAAGAUAGCCUUAACUUCAUGCUAUUUACUGUAUUAUAAAAGUCAUGUUGAAUUGUGUUUGUGUCACCAAAUAUCAACAUUUAAAGGAGAUGUUCUGUAUCCAAUGAUUGGAAAGUUUCAUCUGAGCCACUUGGCUUAAUCCGAUUCUUUAAGUUUUGGUUGUGAUGGAGGUAUAUAAAUGAUUAAUUUGUAGACAAACCAGAAUUAAAGACAGUCUGUCAGUGGCAGACAACUAUCCAAGCAGAAAAUACAUCUCCUUCAAAUGUUAAUAUUUGGUUGCGUUGAAUACCAAACACAAUUCAAUAUCCAGCUCAUCUAAAAAUGAAUAAUUUGUUACAGUGAGGGGGGGUAGUAUUUGAUCCCCUGCUGAUUUUGUAUGUUUGCCCACUGACAAAGAAAUGAUCAGUCAUAAUUUUAAUGGUGGGUUUAUUUGAACAAUGAGAGACAGAAUAACAACAACAAAAAAUCCAGAAAAACACUUCAAAUGUUAGAAAUUGAUUUGCAUUUUAAUGAGGGAAAUAAGUAUUUGACCCCUCUGCAAAACAUGACUUAGUACUUGGUGGCAAAACCCUUGUUGGCAAUACCAGAGUUCAGACAUUUCUUGUAGUUGGCCACCAGGUUUGCACACAUCUCAGGAGGUAUUUUGUCCCACUCCUCUUUGCAGAUCUUCUCCAAGUCAUUAAAGUUUCGAGGCUGACGUUUGGCAACUCGAACCGUCAGCUUCCUCCACAGAUUUUCUAUGGGAUUAAGGUCUGGAGACUGUCUAGGCCACUCCAGGACCUUAAUGUGCUUCUUCUUGAGCCACUCCUUUGUUGCCUUGGCUGUGUUUUUGGGGUCAUUGUCAUGCUGGAAUACCCAUCCACGGCCCAUUUUCAAUGCCCUGGCUGAGGAAAGGAGAGAAAAACACCCCCAAAGCAUAAUGUUUCCACCUCCAUGUUUGACGGUGGGGAUGGUGUUCUUUGGGUCAUAGGCAGCAUUCCUCCUCCUCCAAACACGGCGAGUUGAGUUGAUGCCAAAGAGCUCCAUUUGGGUCUCAUCUGACCACAACACUUUCACCCAAUUGUCCUCUGAAUCAUUCAGAUGUUCAUUGGCAAAAUUCAGAGGGGCAUGUAUAUGUGCUUUCUUGAGCAGGGGGACAUUGCGGGCAUUGCAGGAUUUCAGUCCUUCACGGCGUAGUGUGUUACCAAUUGUUUUCUUGGUGACUAUGGUCCCAGCUGCCUUGAGAUCAUUGACAAGAUCCUCCCAUGUAGUUCUGGGCUGAUUCCUCACCGUUCUCAUGAUCAUUACAACUCCACAAGGUGAGAUCUUGCAUGGAGCCCCAGGCCGAGGGAGAUUGACAGUUAUUUUGUGUUUCUUCCAUUUGCGAAUAAUCGCACCAACUGUUGUCACCUUCUCACCAUGCUGCUUGUCGAUGGUCUUGUAGCCCAUUCCAGCCUUGUGUAGGUCUACAAUCUUGCCCCUGACAUCCUUGGAGAGCUCUUUGGUCUUGGCCAUGGUGGAUAGUUUGGAAUCUGAUUGAUUGAUUGCUUCUGUGGACAGGUGUCUUUUAUACAGGUAACAAGUUGAGAUUAGGCGCACUCCCUUUAAGAGUGUGCUCCUAAUCUCAGCUCGUUACCUGUAUAAAAGACACCUGGGAGCCAGAAAUCUUUCUGAUUGAGAGGGGGUCAAAUACUUAUUUCCCUCAUUAAAAUGCAAAUCAAUUUAUAACAUUUUUGACAUGCAAAUUUCAGGAUUUUUGUUGUUGUUAUUCUGUCUCUCACUGUUCAAAUAAACCUACCAUUAAAAUGAUAGA